CUUUGCUUCGUCCAAAUAGCUCAGUUGAUAAUAGGGCGUCUUGGAGUGCCGUUUCGUCGUCAGUGAAAUAAAUUUUUAACUUGCCAGCGUCACUAAUUCGUUCGCAGAAAUGGCUUCAAAUAAGAUUGACAUGAGUUUGGACGAUAUCAUUAAGUUGAAUAAACCUCAAAUGAAAACCGGUCGACGAAAUGUCAGUCAACAACAGCAGCCAAGAAGAUUCAACAACCAGCAGUUUGCAUCUGGGGGCUACAAUGACAACCGGCAGAAUCGAAAUUUUGGGGUUUCUAGGGGAAGAGUGACCAAAACGUCGCCUAGAUACAAUAAUAGACAAUCAAACAACAGUUCAGAUUCCACAUGGGUCCAUGAUAAAUUUGAUGAUUUUAAACCAAAUGUUUUGCCACCGGUCCCGGUCCAACGACCCACGUCGACGAUCAUUAGGAUAUCCAACUUGAACUACACUGUCAGUGAUCAGGACAUCAAGGAGCUGUUUGGUGAAUUCGGUUCAAUGAUCCGAUCAAGUUUGAACUACGACAGAUCAGGCAGGUCGUUGGGGUCAGCAGAGGUCGAGUACUCGAAUAGGGAAGCUGCCAUGAAGGCCUGUGAACAGUACAACAAGGUUCCACUUGACGGGCUCCCGAUGGAGAUUGCCUUUGUUAGGAACAGCAAUCCGCAGGACAUGGGCAGUAGGUUGGGUGCUAAGAAGAAUGUCGAGCCUUAUAGCAGGAAUAACUUCUCAGUGCGUGGAAGGUUCCAGAAUAAUAACAACAACAGGGGCAGCAGACCCAACCAGCAACGACCUCGGCCUCAGCAGCAGCAGGGUCAGAGGGUGAAGAAGGAGGAUUUGACUAAGGAACAACUGGACGCUGAUUUGGAUGAUUAUCUUAAUAAGAUGGAUCAUUAACUGAAAAAUUCAAGAAUAUUAUCAACUGAUCAAAAGGCGCGCGAGAGAUUAAUUAUUAUUAAAAUGUUUCUAUGUAGGAUGAAAAAAGACAAAAUAAAACAUUCGAAAUGUGUGAGUGAAUAAAAGUUAAUAAUAAUUUAUUAACUUAUUUGUUCUCAAGUAACUUAUGAACCGAGUAGUUAACAUUUUCCACUUCUGUGUUUACUAUCUUCUAAUGUUGUCAUUCAUUUUAUUAUUUUUAUAGUGUGCGUACCAUUCAUUCUGUGGUGUGGUGAGAUGAGGUGUAAGUCUAGACAUAGCGAUCUCGAUAUUAUCUUAUCUCAUUUUGUAUCUUUCGAGUUCAGCCGUUCGUUCCUCUGAAUGAUCGGAUGCCUACAGGAAGAUGAAAAAUAAAAUGUAGAUAACAUCAAGGCUGCUAUUUCUUUCUUAUUAAAUUCUCCACUACAUGUUCGCUGCUCUGAACUAAUUGCAUUAAUGGAUGGUUUAUUUGAAUAUUAACUAAUUGACCGUCUGAUUUAUGCGAAUGGAUUAUUUUCUUAACUGUCGGGAUAUCCUUAUUCUAUAUUCCCGAUUUUUAAAUCCGGAUUAAGUUAAUUAAUUUAAUGUAUAAAAACGUGUUGGAUAUUUAACAAUGUUGAAUUGAAUUCGAGCUGUGGAUUAUUUUAAUGUGAGAAUGGAUUUUUAACGAAUAAAAAGGUUUCAACGA
Molecule: messenger RNA, 1607 nt
Organism: Helobdella robusta
Lineage: Eukaryota; Metazoa; Annelida; Clitellata; Rhynchobdellida; Glossiphoniidae
Exons: 6
Coding region: 110-901 (263 amino acids)
Biological process (GO): mRNA export from nucleus
Cellular component (GO): nucleus
Molecular function (GO): mRNA binding
Source: RefSeq, a predicted model, not a curated record